Messenger RNA from Branchiostoma belcheri (Belcher's lancelet), 2061 nucleotides. Its product is annotated as acidic leucine-rich nuclear phosphoprotein 32 family member B-like. The transcript has 4 exons. Bases 632 to 1138 code for a protein of 168 amino acids. The record is from RefSeq and is a predicted model, not a curated record. NCBI's taxonomy places the organism in Eukaryota, Metazoa, Chordata, Leptocardii, Amphioxiformes, Branchiostomatidae.
ACUGGAGGUUAGUCCUGGGAAUAUGGGUCAACAUUACGUUAGCGCCUCACAACUCAACAACUAUAAUUUAUGCCGUCGUUAAUAUCAAAUGUCUAUUUACAUGGAUGCAUUUAUACUUGUAAUUCCGGUUGUAUAUGUGAGUUUAUAUUGAGUAGAAGAAAAGCUCCCUUGGCUUUUUUUCUCCAGUGAUACAGUCGCUAGCAUAUAUAGGAACGUUCCUAGGAUAACUUAUUGUCAGUUUGAGGUUGACAAGAGGUGAGAUUUGGAGAGGGAGGUGCAUUCAGCAGAAGUUGUUCGCAGCUCUUUUCUGAACCACGUGGCGUUAGUGUUGUGUAUCGAGUCACCUGUAUGAUCUGUACCUGUGUGUGAAUUGUCAGCGGACGAACUAGUCCCGACUAGCGCGACCUGCACUUCCUACUACACAUCCCAGUCCCCUGACACACGAUACAGCUGAGGACUAUAUUUAUAAUGUGAUAUGCAGCGCACGGGUCCCAGACGUGGCAGGAAUUGAAAGUAUUGCCGGGGCCAGGUUUAGUCCAGACACCCGGGGGGAGCGGCGGUGGACUCCGAUGAUCAUCUAUAAACUCGUCUGAGGUUUGGUGUAGAACACUGAGAGCCACCUAGCGGAACAAUGAAUAAGUUGUUGUGGAAGUGCCUGGCGUUACUGGCGCUGUUAGCAGUAGGAUCUGCUGAUCACCACCAGGGAGAAGAAGAUGACGGUUACGAAGAAGAGGGAGAUCAGGAGACGCCCGACGAUGAUGACGAGGGAGAAGAUGAGGAAGAUGGGGAGGAUGGUGACGAAGAGGAUGAUGGGGACGACGAUGGGGGCGCAGGGAAUGGGGUAGAGGAGGAUGAUGGGGAUGAAGAAGAUGAUGGGGAUGAGGAUGAAACAGAUGAGGGGGAUGAAGAAGAAGAAGAUGAUGAAGUAGAGGAGGAUGAAAUGCCCACCGGUAUCCCGAACCUUGAGGCGGAAGACGAUGUCGGCGUCACGCAGGAGACGGGAACAGCCGGGCCCGACACUACGGAUGACGACGGCGCCGUAACGAAAGCAGGGAAGCGUUCCCACGCUGCCAAGGGUGCCACAAGCAGCCUCAUCCUGCACCUAUCGCCUUUGCUGCUGCUCCUGCUUUCCCAAUAGAUAACUCAGCUGCGCCUCCUACUGGUAUUAGGACAAAGUGCAGCCGGAGACUGUGUGCCUUACAUGCUGCAAGCAAACAGUUUGAAACCUGAUAUACUGCAGAUAUUCUUGUGGUGAUGACGGCUGAGGGAUCAUGACUCUGGCUGUGGAGUAUGACAUGGUGCUAUCGUUCAGUUGCGCCACCUGGUGGAAACAUUGAGCAUUGCAUCACGGAUACAUUGAAACAGCCUGACGAAAAUCAAAAGCACAGUACAUGUCAUUAGCACCUUAAAUGUUUUCCAGAAGCACGUGUUUCAACUUCUUAGGAAGCAUCAGAUUAUACAGAAAGAUGUACGUACUCAUUUGUAAAGAAAGUAGCAAAACAACAAAACUUUCUCGACUUUUGUAAAGUAAUAUGUGUUGGAUCUCUCUGGCGUUCACAAAUGUGACAAAAGUGGUUAUUAUUAUUAGGGCUGUUACGAGAAUUGUGCAAUAUAAAUGUAAAUGAUAUGCAUGAGAAUACUAACAGUAUAUGGUGUUUCCUCAGUAUAUGGCGGGGAAUAGACCGAAGAUGUCAUUCUGAACACAACAAUGCUAGGAAAGGAAACUGUCCAUUGUUUGUUGCUCUCCCUGUAUAUGUAGAAGCAAAUUUCUUGCAUUGUACCCUGAAUCACCAACAUGGCAAGCGCCCAUUGGUCAGACCCUGGCUAGAAGGCCCAAUCAGCCUGACACUAAGAGAUUGUGUAACACAGGCUAGACUGACAUGUGUCGUAUGAUGGCAAACAACCUUUAGGACUAGUCUACGCGCUUCUGGGUGUAUAAAAACAGAAUAGACGGAUUCCCAGCCUGUGAAUAGAAGUCCCGCAGCCUGACGCCAAUUGUACAGAAUGUACUCUAGUAGAUGUUUCCUAAAUGUCAAUUAAAAGGGAACACGUUUCUCUCUA